This is a messenger RNA of Plectropomus leopardus (leopard coralgrouper), 3122 nucleotides long. RefSeq names its product zDHHC palmitoyltransferase 16b (gene zdhhc16b). NCBI's taxonomy places the organism in Eukaryota, Metazoa, Chordata, Actinopteri, Perciformes, Serranidae. Gene Ontology annotation, molecular function: palmitoyltransferase activity. The record is from RefSeq and is a predicted model, not a curated record.
UGGUUCUGCUGCAGUCAGUGGAGACAUGGCUAACAGUUUAACCCGGUUUAACCUCACCAUGACCUGAUAGUAGUGCGACAGGCUUGUCCGCCCACUUCACCUGACCAGGGCAGAGUGUGUAGGAGAGCAGGUGGCGGUGGCAUGCGUAUGGGCAGCAGCUGGAGGUGGCAGCUCUCCCGGGCCAUGAGACUGGCGCUGCGUUGGUGCCGGCUGUGCCGCCCGCAGAGAGGAAGUCGAGGCAGUGGGGGAACCACCAAGCCGUGGAUCAGCGGCAGGUUGUCGGUGCUGUGGAGCUAUUGCAAGCUGCUGCUCAAAUCUCUGUACUCUAACACCCUCACCAACGCCGACACUCUGCUGGACUGUGCGUUUGAACCCGUUUACUGGAUUGUGGACAAUGUGACGCGCUGGUUUGGAGUGGUGUUUGUCUGUCUCGUCGUACUGCUGACAACUUCAGUUGUAGUCAUCGUCUAUCUGUUCGUCCUACCCACAAUCCUCAGCACUUACCCCGUGUACUGGAUCCUUUGGCACCUCUGCUUUGGUCAUUGGCUUCUCGUCAUGGUGGUCUUCCAUUACUACAAGGCCACCACCACCUCUGCAGGACACCCGCCCAAGGAAAAAAUUCACAUUCCCUCAGUGUCCAUCUGUAAGAAAUGCAUCGCUCCAAAACCGGCCAGGACGCACCACUGCAGCAUCUGCAACAUGUGUGUUUUGAAGAUGGACCACCACUGUCCCUGGUUGAACAACUGCGUGGGCCAUUUCAACCACCGCUACUUCUUCUCUUUCUGCCUUUACAUGACCCUGGGCUGCAUCUACUGCAGCGUCAGCAGCAGGGACUUGUUUCUGGAUGCCUACAGCGCUAUAGAGAGGUACUACCAGACCCCUCCACCAACCGACACCUACACAGAGAGCACUGCUCACAAGAGCGUCAUCUUCCUGUGGGUGCUCACCAGCUCUGUGGCAGUAGCUCUGGGAGGACUCACCCUGUGGCACAGCAUACUCAUCAGCAGAGGAGAGACCAGCGUGGAGCGGCACAUCAACCGAAAAGAGACCAAAAGACUCAUGGAGACGGGCAAAGUGUUCAGAAAUCCAUACCAUCAUGGUACGAUGAACAACUGGAGGUUACUGCUUGGUGUGGAAAAAAGGAGUCACUGGUUCACGCGGGUCCUCUUGCCCUCCAGCCAUAUUCCCAACGGGGACGGCAUCAUGUGGGACUGCACCUUCACCAGAAGAGACCCGAUGGCCAUCUGAUCCUUUCUACUCCAAACCAUAUCAAAAAACUCUUAAACCUGCAUUACACUGCGAAUAACGUGACUGAUGUGUCACACUGCUGUGACAAAGAAAAGAAGCUCCUGCUGCUGCAAUCAAGUGACAAAGGAAAAGCUUUGUAGUAACACAAAAACACAAAGGUUUUUUGCUGCGUUUGUAUUUGCACUGCUUGAAGUGGGAACCACAUGGAAAUAACCACUAGUGUCUCAUCGUCUUAUCAUUUCCACCUGUCCACCUCGAUCAAUAGGUCUUUUUGUAGACCUUGCCAGAAGCCAACAUCACCCUGCCACUGCAGCGCUGUUUACUGAUUUGAAUUUUAAAUUAUGCUGCUGGCCAGCAUUGUUGUGAAGCCCAAAUCUUUCUUUAGCAAAAAGACAAAAACUCUUUUUGCGCAUCUCUUGGACUGAAAAUUGUGCACCAACAUGACAGCCUCUAAUGACAAGUGAUAGUAAGAUUGAUGGAUGGGCGAUAAGACAGUAUAAAAGGCACUGGAGAGCACCAGAGCUCACAGUUAACAGCGUAUUAAAAGUGCUAUGUGUUGCAUUUUCCAACCUCAACACGCACAUUGUAAACUAAUAUUUGAGUUUGAUUGGUGGCUGCAAUCUGAUUUCAGUUUUGAUGUCAAUGCUUUCAAAUAUGAAACAGAGGUAAACAUCUGUUUUCAGUUUGGCUUCUCAGAGGGUCUUAUUUGUUCACAUUGUUUUAAUUUAGCGGAAUUAAAGUAAUCUCGAAGAUUUUCAUUUUAAUAAAAGUCACAGUAUUUCACUGGAGAAGGUAACACAGUGGGUGGUCCACCAAAGAGGGUAGGCACAGCUAACACAACAGACUCGCCCCAGGAACAGUGCUGGGCUUCGAAAGCCAAUUUGAUAUAUCGGUCAAAACAGGCAUUUACAAUUUCCUAUAUAUUACAUGGUGCAACUGAGCCAAAAAAACAAACAAAAGAACUUUUCUAACAUCGUAAGCCCCACAAAAUGACUUGUUUCACUAUCAGGAUUUGAUCCAUUCAGAGAAAGAAAACAAAACAGAUCUUCUAAGUUUCAACUUCAAAGUGCUGACAGUUCAUUGACGAUAAAGUGCAGUACAUAGCAACAUUAAUAACUAAUGCUGUAUCGAUCCAUGACUUCAAGUUGAGUCAGAGAUUUGGGAUAUGUCUUUGACUGUUUCUUCAAGAGCUCUUUAGUUUUGAUUGUACAUGUUGUCCAUAAUAACUGUGGUAAUGUGUCUUGGGCUGAGGACAAAUUCAAGUGUUUCUUAAUGUAGGGGAAACAAGUGGUGAGAUGAAACAUAUUUCAAAUGUUUUCUAUAAAUGUACUGUGAUUAUUUAAAUAAUUGUCAUUUUCAAAAAUCUGUGUUUAAAGGUUUAUUACUCUGCAUGUUUACACCUGCAAUUUUUCACUGUAAUGUUUUGGGGAGCGUGUGCAAACAGGAUAGAGAACAAUUGUGAACUAAUGUUUUGGUGCCGAAGAUGAGCAAAAAACCAAAAGUUUGAUUCGCUAGUCUUGAAAUUUAGACUUGAAUCAUUUAUUUAUUUCCUAGUUUAGGUAAAGAAGAACACAUCUGCACAGCACUCGUUCUUAUUUUAUCCUCCUUAACAUUUCUGUCUUUGACACUGACCACGAAAUUGCCGUGUGCCUUGUUUGGAUGUUCAGCCUUUAAAAUGAGGCACUUUAAAUGAGUGAAUCAGGCACUGUGAAAUGUAAUUCCAGAUUUUUAAUUCCCUUUUAGAUUUGACUUAAUGAUGGAUUGGCUGGAUCUGUAGUUGCCAUAGAAACAUGACAUACAGCUGUGAUAUCAUGUGUAACCAAUAGGAGCUGUGCUCCACUGUGUCUUUUUUUUAAUAAAACACCUGUUUGAUA